AUGAGUGCUCCAUAUAACCUAUCAUCGUCACAGGUAUUGGACGAUUUGGAUGUUGACUUCCAAAAAGGUCUUUCCUCGUUAGUUGCUGAAGAACGUUUUGUUAAAUUUGGUCCAAAUGCUCUACCAAAAGAAAACGGUACACCUAUUUGGAAAUUAAUUUUAGGUCAAUUUGAAGAUCAAUUGACUUUGAUCCUUUUGGGUUCUGCUGUGGUAUCAUUUGGGCUAGCGGUUAGUGAAGGUGAUUUGACUUGGACUAGUUUAAUUGAUCCUAUUGUUAUCUUGACAAUUUUAAUCUUAAACGCCAUUGUUGGUGUUCAACAAGAAAGUUCUGCUGAAGCUGCUAUCACUGCAUUGAAUGAAUACUCCUCAUCUGAUGUUAAAGUCCUACGUAAUGGGAAAUUAAUUCAUGUUAAACAAGAAUUUUUAGUUCCUGGUGAUAUUAUUGAUUUAUCAAUUGGUGAUAUUGUUCCAGCAGAUGCAAGAAUUGUUAAAAUUUUCUCUCAAACUUUAAGAGUUGAUCAAUCAAUUUUAACUGGUGAAAGUGAAUCUGUAUUGAAAGAUACUGAACCAAUUCAAAUUGAAAAUGCUGUGAAACAAGAACAAUUAAAUGUUGUUUUCUCUGGUACUACUAUUGUAUCAGGUCACGCAAGAGCUGUUGUUAUUCUUACUGGUGAAAAAACUGCAAUUGGUGAUAUUUAUACUGAUAUUUCAUCCCAAAUUUCUCAACCAACUCCAUUAAAAGAGAAAUUAGAUGAUUUCGGUGAUUUAUUAGCUAAAUUUAUUACAGUUAUUUGUAUUGCUGUUUGGGUUAUUAAUGUCAAUAAUUUUAAUGAUCCAGCUCAUGGUGGUUAUAUUAAAGGUGCAAUUUAUUAUUUCAAAAUUGCUGUUGCAUUAGCAGUGGCUGCUAUCCCUGAGGGGUUAUCUGUCGUUAUUACUACAUGUUUAGCAUUAGGUACUAAGAAAAUGGCAAAACAAAAUGCAAUUGUUAGAAGUUUAUCAAGUGUGGAAACUUUGGGUUCAACAAAUGUUAUAUGUUCAGAUAAAACUGGUACAUUAACAACAAAUCAAAUGGUUGUUCAUAAUUUUGUUUUUUUCAAGAAUCAAAAUGAAUUAUCAAAUUUAACAAUCUCUGGUCAUUCAUUUGAACCUCAAGGUACUGUUGUUGAUGAAGAUGGUAAUUUAAUUGAAUUACCUGAUUCAAAAUAUCCACUAUUACAUAAAGUUUCUCAAGUUAGUGCUAUUUGUAACGAUGCAAAUGUUAUUCAGAUCGAUCAAACUAAUUAUAAAAAUGUUGGUGAACCAACUGAAGCUGCAUUGAAAAUCUUAGUUGAAAAAUUAGCUGGUUCUGCAACUCAAUCAAUUGGUUCAAAUGUUAUUACUCCAGUUUCAGAUCUUUAUAACAAACAAUAUCCACGUUUAGCAACUUAUGAAUUCACUAGAGAUCGUAAAAGUAUGUCAGUAUUGGUACAAACUGGUGAUAAUAAAGCUGAAUUAUUAGUUAAAGGUGCCCCAGAAAAUAUCAUUUCAAGAUCAACAAAUUAUUUAAAUCAAUCUAAUGGAUCACUUAGAGUUGAUAGAUUAACAAAUGAAUACCGUAUUGAAUUAUUGAGAACAGUGGAACAAUUUGCAAGUGAAGGUUAUCGUAUAAUUGCAUUAGCUUAUAGUGAAGAUUUUGAUAAAAAUUUAGCUAAAUCUGCAACAUCAAGUCAAGAUUAUGAACAAUUAGAAUCAAACUUAACAUUAAUUGGAUUUGCUGCUUUAAUUGAUCCACCACGUCCAGAAGUUGCUCAAUCAAUAAAAGAAUGUAAAGAUGCAGGCAUUAGAGUUGUUGUUAUAACUGGUGAUAGUCCAAUUACAGCUGAAAAUAUUGCCAAACAAAUUGGAAUUUUUAAAGAAGAUGAAGAUACUAAAGGUUUAAUUUUAACAGGUAGAGAAUUCAUUAAUCUUUCUGAUGAAGCUAAAUUAGAAGCUUCUCAAAAAAUCAAAUUAUUUGCUCGUGUUGAACCAAGUCAUAAAUCUUUAUUAGUUGAUUAUUUACAAAAAUCCGGUAAAAUUGUUGCAAUGACUGGUGAUGGUGUUAAUGAUGCACCAGCUUUGAAAAAAGCCGAUAUUGGUAUUUCAAUGGGGUCAGGAACUGACGUUGCAAGAUUAGCAUCAGAUUUAGUUUUACAAGAUGAUAAUUUUGCUACAAUUGUUAAUGCAGUUAAAGAAGGUAGAUUGAUUUAUAAUAAUACUAGACAAUUUAUUCGUUAUUUAAUUUCAUCAAAUAUCGGUGAAGUUGUUUCGAUUUUCUUAACUGCUGCGUUAGGUUUACCAGAAGCUUUGAUUCCUGUUCAAUUAUUAUGGGUUAAUUUAGUUACUGAUGGAUUGCCAGCAUCUGCGUUAGGUUUUAAUCCACCAGAUUUGAAAAUCAUGUCAAAACCUCCAAAAUCUAAAGAUGAACCAUUAGUCAGUCAAUGGUUAUUAUUUAGAUAUAUUAUCGUGGGAACAUAUGUUGGUAUUGCAACAGUUUUCGGAUAUGUAUGGUAUUUUAUCUUUUAUGAACAAGGUCCACAAAUUUCUUAUAAUCAAUUAUCUCAAUUCCAUCAAUGCUCUACAAAAUUCCCAGAAAUUGGUUGUGAGAUCUUUACCAAUGAACAUGCUACACGUGGUUCAACAAUCUCAUUAUCAAUUUUGGUUAUUAUUGAAAUGUUGAAUGCAAUGAAUAAUUUAUCAGAAUCUGAUAGUUUAUUAACUUUCCCACUUUGGAAGAAUGUUUAUUUGAUUUUGGCAAUUAUUUUAUCCAUUAUUUUACAUUUUGCCAUUUUAUAUAUCCCAUGGUUAGCUGUGUUAUUCAAUGUUGUUCCAUUAAAUAAAGAUGAAUGGAUAGCUAUCUUGGUUUUCUCUUCACCUGUUAUUAUUCUUGAUGAAUUAUUUAAGUUAUAUGAGAGAUUAUUCCUUAUUCCUCAAGUUGAUAAUGAAAAAGCCAUUAAAAAGAACAAAUGA
Hansenula ciferrii is the source of this 2985-nucleotide messenger RNA. RefSeq names its product Ca2+ transporting ATPase,sarcoplasmic/endoplasmic reticulum. Gene Ontology annotation, biological process: intracellular calcium ion homeostasis; calcium ion transmembrane transport. The transcript has a single exon. The record is from RefSeq and is a predicted model, not a curated record. NCBI's taxonomy places the organism in Eukaryota, Fungi, Ascomycota, Saccharomycetes, Phaffomycetales, Wickerhamomycetaceae. Gene Ontology annotation, molecular function: ATP hydrolysis activity; ATP binding; P-type calcium transporter activity. Bases 1 to 2985 code for a protein of 994 amino acids. Gene Ontology annotation, cellular component: membrane.